AUGGUGGGGAAAAAAAAGGAAACGUUGUUCGCCACGCGGCAGGAGGGAGCGCAUCCUAUAAGUACGACCGUGCCUCUCCCCGUUAGCGCAGACAUGAGGCUGCGGUCCCGCCUGGCUCUGGUGCUGAAGGGGCUCUGGAGCGUGCCCUUUCUGCGGGACGUGCUGUGUGAGUUCGUGGGCACGGCCCUGUUCCUGUUCGCCGGCCUGGCGUCCGUGGUGCUGUGGGGAGGGGCCCCGGGGUCGGAGGGGGGGUCCGGUCUGGACCCGGCGUCUACGGGGGCCCCUGCGGCCCCGUCCUCCUGCCUCCCCGCUCCGCUGCGCGUGGGCCUGGCGUUCGGCUCCGCCCUGGCCCUCGUCUCUGCCUGCCUGGGCCCCGCCACCUCCGCGGGGGUCCACCUCAACCCCGCCGUCACCGUGGCGAUGGUCGCCGGGCUGCGCGCCCCCCCCUGGAGGGCCGUGCUGUACGUGGGGGCCCAGUUGCUAGGCGCCCUGUCGGCCUGUUCCCUUCUGCAGGAGCUCACCCCCCCGCCACUACGGGGGCAGAGGGGUCUGACUGAGCUGGCCCCGGGCGUGUGCUCCUCCCAGGCCUUCUCUGUGGAAAGCGCCGUCUCCUUCCUGCUGGUGCUGUGUGUGGUCGUCUCCGCCCGCCCCAAAUCGCCCCUCCGCCAGCUGGGGCCCUUCGCCGUGGGCCUGUCUGUCGUGCUGGGGCACCUGGUGGCCAUGGGGGUAACAGGCUGUGGGAUGAACCCAGCCAGGUCCUUUGGUCCAGCUUUGAUGGCACAGAACUUCCACAACCACUGGGUGUACUGGGCGGGGCCGUGCACAGGGGCGGUCCUUGCCGUUGCCGUGCACGACCUGUUGCUCCACCCCCGCUGGGGUUGCCCGGGCGACUGGCUGGCGGAGCUGAGGGAGGUGGUCCUGAGCGAUGCCCGCCAGCCCAGCAGGCCUCCGGAGCGGCCGGCGGAGUGA
Conger conger (European conger) is the source of this 969-nucleotide messenger RNA. Its product is annotated as aquaporin-2. Bases 1 to 969 code for a protein of 322 amino acids. The record is from RefSeq and is a predicted model, not a curated record. Gene Ontology annotation, molecular function: water channel activity. Gene Ontology annotation, cellular component: plasma membrane. Lineage: Eukaryota; Metazoa; Chordata; Actinopteri; Anguilliformes; Congridae. The transcript has 5 exons. Gene Ontology annotation, biological process: transmembrane transport.